CAGUUUCGCUGCGCCCGUAGCAGGGGAGAGAUAUAGCGAGGUGUCUAUACAGGCACACGGUGUGCGCAGCCGCCACACCUGUGCGCGCGCGCGCGAGAGAGAGCGAGUGAUAUAUAUAUAUAUAUAUCUACCUAUAGGUGCACACGAUAUAGCCGAUUCGAAAUUCGAAAUAAUACGACGAGAAAGAGAGAGAGAGAGAGAGAGAGUGAUAUGCAGGAGCGUCGGCGUCGUUCACGGGAACGCCUCGUUAUCUCGCUGCAGCCUUUGUUCGUCCGGGCUGCUGCGUGCGACAUGGUCGUGAGCUCUUCUCCAUGACCUACACUCCUCUCCAGCACGUACGCACUCCGGGGUAUACGUCCUUUCGACUCUGCUACGCGUACUUACGUCCUAUCCUGUAUCCAGUUUCGCGAGUUGAGUUUUUGCGCGGAGCUGCAGCCCAUAAGUGCGAGUGGUAGUAGUAGUAGUAGUCGCGCGAACGUGUCAUUUUUCCCUGACUCACUCGAGAGAGCAGCAGCAACGCGAGUGAACAGUAGCAAGGAUGAAGCAGCAGCAGCAGCAGCAGCAGCAGUGAGUGAGCGACUCGACGCAAGCGGGAGAGAGAGAGAGAGAGAGAGAAGAGAACGAGAGGGAGAGAGAGCUGCGUGCAGCAGCAGGAGCAGCUUGGCGCGGAGAGCAGAGUAGCAUGUGUUGAGGAAUGACCAUGUUCGGGAGCAUAGUGCAGCGAUUGACUUCACCGGUGACAUCGCCGAUGAGCUCGAGGAGCCGGCGCUUCAAGUCUCCCUCGCGCUGGGAAGUGCAAAGCGAGCCGGAGGACGAGGGACAUCAGCCGAGCGCUGGCGGCGGUGGCGGCAUUCCGGCGAGAAAGUCCAGGGCCAAGCACCUGCUCGACAAGCGUAAAAGCAAGAGCAGGGCUCGAGGCUUGCAUUUUCUCUCCGCCGUCGGCGAGCCGCAGCAGCAACUCGGCGGCAGCGGCGGCUCAUGGCCGGACGCGGCCUUUCCACCGCUGAGGGGAACCAAAAGUCUCGGCAGACUCGACGGCAUCAAGGAGGUCCAGAGGCUCGCCGACUACGAGAGAUACCUGGGACAGGAGCCGCGUGAACAUGGAAACGCCAGCUUCGCCGGGCGGGUGCAGCUCGAGGGCGAUCUGCACCGGAUUCAGGAGCUCUUUCCCAACGACAAUCUGCGGCUCCACGAGCAGCACGUUCUCACCACGAAAGCCAAGAACGUGCUCCGGAAGAGGAACAACUCGGGCCCCGGCAACGGCAACUCCAGCAGACAGCAGCCCAGACCCUCGGCUCCGAAAGCGGCCAGCAGAGCUUUCCUCCUCGAGACCCCGGUCCAGUUCACGACGGGAAUGCAGUCCCAGGAGAGGCACCUCUUCCUCUUCUCCGACCUGCUGCUCGUGGCCAAGCCGCGAAACGGCGGCGGCACCUUCAAGCUCAAACAGUCCGUGAGAAUAAGCGAGCUGUGGCUCACGGCCAACCACAUCGACGAGGUCGCCGAGACGAACAAGUCGCCGGAGACGAGCUUCGUCCUCGGCUGGCCGACGAGCAACGUCGUCGUGAGCUUCAUGACUGCGGCGGCCCGAGAUCUCUGGUGGGGCAGGCUCAGCGAGCUCGUACGCCAAGAGAGCCUCAAGGAGCCAGCGGAGACGAGUAUCCAGAUAGUCUACAACGACAGCGAGAGCAACGUGGAAUACUGCAAGAAGGUGUCGGUGAGCGCCGAGACGACGGCGGCAGCCUGCGUGAAUCUGUCGAGGAGGUUGCUGGACCUGCAACUCCAGCCUGGCCCGCUUCAGCUCUGGGCGAGGACGUGCCUGGAGGAGGCCCCCUACCCGCUCAUCGGCCACGAGAGGCCCUUCGCCAUCAAGCUCUCGAACCUCAGGCACAAGCUCUCCCUCGAGGAAGGCUUCGACCUCGAGCACUGCAACAAGAGUGGCCAUGACACGUGCCACUUUAUCCUCAGGCCUACCCACAAGUCGCCGAGGACAGCGGCCGCCGCUGCCACGGCCACCGCCAAAAAGAACAAGUCCAGCAAGAUUAGCGGAUUGCUGCGCAGGUCGCUCUCUCUCAGCCCGAGCGUAUUCGGCGUCAAUCUCUCGAGGCUCGACGAGAACGGACUGCCCAAACCGGUCCUGGUCAUGCUGCAGCAGCUCUUCGCCAAGGGUCCUUUCACCCAAGGCAUUUUCCGCAAGUCCGCCAACGUGAGAAUCGUCCGGGAGCUUCGAGACCAGAUCGAGUCCAGCGCCCCCGACACCAGCUGUCUAGAAGAUGCUCCCAUUAUCGCCGUGGCUGCUCUGCUCAAGGACUUUUUCAGGUCGUUGCCUGAUCCGCUUCUGACCUCGCACCUCUUCCCGCUCUGGAUGGCUAGUCUCGACUCGGCCAAUCCCAUACAGACCAUCAAAAGUAUUCUAGAGCGGCUUCCAAAAGCCAACUACAACUUACUAUCGCACCUAGUCUGCGUGCUUCAUCAUAUCGCUAGGCGAUCGAAGCACAACCUAAUGUGCGCUAGCAAUCUUGGCGUGUGCUGCGGCCCGAGCUUACUUUGGUCUCCGAAUCCUUCAGUCAAUCAAAGCCGAGCGAUUCCGGCCCUCACGGAAACGCUUAUUCGUCACUGCGAGACUCUGUUCGGCGAAGGCGUCGUUCAUCUUUUUGGCGAAGAGCGCAGCGACAGCGGAGCUGAAGAGAGCACCGACAGUCUUCACUCAGGCAGACUUUCCCUAGAUAGUCUAGACAUGACCGAGCCUCCCCGCAAAGAUCACAUGUCUCUAUCCAGGGACUCGGGCCUUACUCUAUCAGAUUGUCAACUUUUCGUUCCCGAAUCCCCAGUCAGUUCUGAAGAUUCUACGGUCAACACUUCAUCGAGCACUUUCGAUAAAUCCAUAACGAAAGACGAAAAGUCGAACCACACCAAGACAUACAUUCGCCUCUACAACCAUCAGUGGGAAGAGAGAUGCACUUCCGGUAACCUCUUGCAAAACGCACUAGAACAUGUCUAUCCAAAUCCUAAUUUCCAACGGCAAGACUGGAUAAGGGCUCAGCUGAAACGAACUCCCAGAACAAAGCUUGACGAACACGAGCCGCAGCAAUCUCCUCAACACCAGCAGCACCAACAGCAGCAACAUCAUCAACAGCGGCAACAACUGCAACCAAAAGAACAGUUCACUAGCAAAAAAGUUUAUUUGCGAGAAUGUCAUCGGCAAGAUAUACUGCGGGAGCCGCAAAUGGAAAAUCGCAAAGAGGCAAUAUACAUAUCUUCGAAGAUCAAUGUACCUAAAGAUCACGUUUUGUCGCAAUCGGAUGAUACAAGUCGCGUGCACAAAACUGAACAGCGCCCCAGUGAUUUGAAUCUGUCUCUUGACAAAGGUGACUUUAAAAAAGAGUGCUUUAACAGCGGAUUCAAGAAAGUCAAGUCGGAGCAGUAUGUGAAUCGUGUUUCGCCUAUUAUACAAAACCGAAACUAUCAUUCGACGGAAUUGAACAAAGUCCGAAGCGAAAUAUUCUUAAACAGGCAAAGCCCAAGCGAGUGCUACGAGUUCGACAAAUCCGAAAACAACAUUUACGGUAAUCGAGAAACCGUCAACAGUAUCUUCAGUUCCCGAGAUAAGAACGAUAUCUAUCAGUUCAAACAAGCGGAAACGAUAGAUGUUUACGACGACGAAGAAGAAGAAGGCAGGGAUGAGGAAGAUGAGGAGGAAACAGAAGAUGGACUGGAGGAAGAUUUGGAUGACGAGGAAGAAGAAGACCGGGAUUCUAACGAUAGAACUUGGUCGAGUACGCCGCCGCCGCCUCCACUUCCGCCACGAUUAAGGCACUUGCCGCCUGUGCACAUGAACCUGGAGGAUAGGCACAAACUAGCAGGUCGGUCAAGAUCGCUACCGCCACCGCCUCCCUAUCGACCCCCUCCUCAGCCUCGCGCAAGUAUUGUCAAUUCAAGGCAUUUGGGUUACGCAAGGUCUAUUCUCGAUGACGAGAGCUAUGUCUGACAAGUCAACUUGGACAAGAGCUGUCAAUUAAAACGAUACAAGAGAGAGAUAGAGACUAAAAAUAUAAAAAGCCUACUACGCACAGCCUGCUUAUUUUUAACUGACCCAUGUUAUACCUAGUCGCAAGUCAAUAGGCUCGUAAGGCAAAAAAGGCAUUAAAAUACGACGUCAACUUGGACUAUAUUACAAGAGUUUUUUUGCGCCUUUUGUUUUCUUUAAUAUCUUUUUCUAGCGUUAAUAUAUAAUAUAUAUCAUAUUCUUUAAAAAAUGCCCUAGUUUAAUAACAAGAUUUUUACAAACAAGUUGAAUCAUUACUAUGAAAUGUUGUGUGUGUUACUUUAAUUGUAAAAGACGUACGUAUAGACCCUCUAUUUUUUAAUGAUGAAGUUUUUAUGACUAAGCAAGAUACACAGUGAUCAGAGUGCUUCCAUUGUCUUGAAACAAUAACUUUCUCGAAAUCGCUAUAAAAAUACCGACAAAAGAGAUAAAUUCUCUUCCGAUUUGUUGACUCACACACUUUUACUUCCUUCACUUUUCUUACUCAUAGAUAUCACAUGUAAGGCAUAUAAGGUGUAUGCCAUUGUAUAAAAAAGCGUGUAUAUUAUAAGAUUGACAAGCAUCAAACAAGACAGUGUCUAGAGAGAUGAUUUAUUGCUCUCGAUUAGUUUAGUUUACUCGAAUAACUCAAAUAUGUUUGUUUGUACAUUAUAUUAUAUAUUAUGAUAAAUAAUAUAAACCAUGAGAUGCAUCGGUUUAUGCAUUCUAAUCCAAUCUUUAAUAUAAACGUUUAUAAUUAUUAUUUCAGUCUAUAUAUUAUGUAAGUAACAUUUCGUUUUCUCUUUGGUUUUUCUUUUUCUUUCAAGCAAGUGCGAUUUUGAACCAUACAGGAUUAUUAUAUACUUAUUAGCAUAAGAUGUAUGAAUAAAUUAUUAAUUUUUAAAAUCUUUGUAAAUAGUAUCUUUUAUAUCGUUGAAGUUUGUAUUAUCAUAAAUACACAUUGUUAUUCUACGCAAAAAUAUCUAUUACUACUUAAAUUAUGUCAUUAUUAUGAGAAUAUAAAUAUAUUUCGUAUUUU
Molecule: messenger RNA, 5060 nt
Organism: Nasonia vitripennis (jewel wasp)
Lineage: Eukaryota; Metazoa; Arthropoda; Insecta; Hymenoptera; Pteromalidae
Product: rho GTPase-activating protein 20
Exons: 8
Coding region: 695-3985 (1096 amino acids)
Biological process (GO): signal transduction
Molecular function (GO): GTPase activator activity
Source: RefSeq, a predicted model, not a curated record